CGGUUCACAUUCACACACAUCGACUUUCAAUUCAACCCAAUCUCAACUUCCCUAUAAAUUCACAGCCUUCCUCCACUCUCUUCUCCUAACUCAAAACCAACUACUCUCAUUUCUUCUCUGUCCAGCUAAACGCACCAAAAAUGGCCAAGGCUAUUAAUUCCUUCGUUCCUUUCCUGGCUUUGCUCAUCUGCAUUGUUGGGGCGGCCAAUUCGGCGGCGACUGGUUAUAGAAGCCCGGUGACGACCUCAAACUUUGUCAAAUGGUCCUGCAGUUCCACCACCUAUCCUCGGCUCUGCAUCAGAACCCUCUCUACUUUUUCCACCAAAAUUCAAAAUAGUCCACACCAAUUGGCGCUGACCGCCUUGAACGUCAGCCUAGAUACGGCCAAGUCCGCCAAAGGGUUUGUUCUAAAAUUGGGUAAGUUUAAGGGCCUUAAGAAAAUGGAGUACAAGGCCAUUGCAGACUGUAUCGAUGAAAUGGGUGAGAGCGUGGACCGACUCGGUGACUCUGUUAAGGAGUUGAAGAAUAUGGGCAAGUACAAGGGUCAGGAUUUCAUGUGGCACAUGAGCAAUGUCCAGACUUGGGUCAGCGCCGCCUUGACCGACGACAAUACUUGUCUCGAUGGCUUCGCCGGAAGAUCUUUGAACGGUAAGAUUAAGAGCUCAAUCAGGGCCCAAGUUGUUAAUGUUGCACAACUCACUAGUAACGCUUUGGCUUUGUGUAAUCGCUUUGCCAAAAAGAACUGAUUUGUGUACUCACAACACCCAGAAGCUUGGCCUUAGCUUUGGCUCUGGCUCUGGCUUUGGGUGUAAUGUGGAAAUUUUGAGUCUGUUAUGGUAAUUGGCAAUGUGGUGUGCUUUUGUAUCAAUAUGUAUAUUUGGUAUUUGUACUUUGUUAUCUAAUACUCCAGCUUAAUGUUUGUUAA
This is a messenger RNA of Humulus lupulus (European hop), 925 nucleotides long. Its product is annotated as 21 kDa protein-like. The transcript has a single exon. The record is from RefSeq and is a predicted model, not a curated record. Gene Ontology annotation, molecular function: enzyme inhibitor activity. NCBI's taxonomy places the organism in Eukaryota, Viridiplantae, Streptophyta, Magnoliopsida, Rosales, Cannabaceae. The coding region runs from base 141 to 746 and encodes 201 amino acids. Gene Ontology annotation, biological process: negative regulation of catalytic activity.